Molecule: messenger RNA, 1698 nt
Organism: Cylindrotheca closterium
Lineage: Eukaryota; Bacillariophyta; Bacillariophyceae; Bacillariales; Bacillariaceae
Source: the annotation of a GenBank genome assembly
AUGGCAGAGCUCCUGCUACCAGGAAAAGAUGUUGACGAAAGACUGGCUGCGAAAGCAGCCUUGGAGUCUUCUGAAGAAAAGCUUCGAUCCCUUUGUGCAUCGUACGCUGGUACUUUCGUUUCCGUAGAACGCCGAGGUCACGGACUUGAGCAAAAGCUUAGAAAGUUGCUGGAAUCUGCUAAAAGCAUUGAGAGCCGCGUUUCGACUUGCGAGCAUUCCCUAGAGCAAGAGGACGAAAGUGACGGAUCCCUUGCUGCCCUCUCUGAAAAGCAUCGCGUUCGUCGAAGGACGCUACUGCAACAUUCGACCUUAUUGGAGCUAUUGGAACUUCCUUCUCUAAUGGAUGCUUGCGUAAGAUCAAACCUUUACGAGGAGGCCUUGAGCAUCGCGGCAUUUGCAAACACGCUUGAGCGACGUCAUGCUGAGAAAAAUGACGUUGUACUUAAGGUGAUCUCGCAGGUGCGAUCGAGGCAGAGCGACCUUCGUCGUCAUCUUCUUUUCUGUUUGAAAAGUUAUGUGUCAAUGCCACAAUGCCUUGAAAUUGUCACAGCUUUGCGGCGCUUGAAUUCCAUAGACUUGGAACGGCAGUCUGAGUCAAAUCUUGAAAGAGUGCACGGGGCGAUGGAGCUAAGUCUCCAGGUCGACUUUUUGGAGGCACGGGAUGUAUGGCUUGACCAACCGAGCACAAAUGGAGAGUCGCGUCCUGGUUCUGUCGGUGAGGAUGCAUCAAUUCGAGCAGGCUCAGAGCAACUUUUAGAUUCAAUCGAGCGAUAUAGAACAAGAAUGUUUGAAAUUGCGACUCAGUUCAAUGCAAUUUUCCGAGCGCAGGCAAACAGCAGUGCAAUAGCAGCAUCAUUAUUAAAUAUGUGGGCUGUCAGAAGGGUUCGAUCGUUUCUUGCGACGCUCGAGGACCAACUAUGUGUAAUUGACAACUCGGCUUCACUUCGUGAUGCAUUGGAUUCUUGUGUUUUCUUUUCCACUUCAAUGGGGCGAUUAGGGGCUGACUUCACGUCGAGUUUGGCACCUCUCUUCGAAUCCAAAAUGCACUCUCUGGUUGUUGCAUCGUGGACUGAUGGUGUGCAUCAAUUCGCUGAUACUUUGAAGAUUUGCAGGGAUGCUGUCGUCGCUGCGCCGCUUGUUUCGUCGACUGUUGCAGACGCUGUAUCUUCUGAGUAUAUUGCAGAUGGAAGUACACUUCCACCACCACGCCAACUAAUGGCAUUACCUCCACUCGGUCGUCUUGUAAACGCUUUCUUGAGUGGACUGAACGAGUUGCGGCGCUGUCUUUUGCCUGGCAUUUUUCCAAAAUUGCGAAAGUCGUUGCAAGCUGCACUCGUUGAUAUUGAUGCUAUUUUGCAAGCGAACGAGAGAGCAGUUCUCACUCCAGGACUUCGUGGCGACGCAUCUGAGCUGAGACACAUUGCGCGAGAAAUGAAAACUACUAUGAAAGGAAUUGUAACUCCGUAUUUGCAAGGGGCCCUUGAGCAUGCUCUAGGCAAUAAAGAAGGGGCCCGUCGUCAUAACGAUAUGGUCGCUGCUACGAUGACAGAGCCUGUGGGGGGAGAAAUCAUUGACAAGAAGCCUGAAAAGGAUACAGAGGAUGACACGGAAACUUAUUCUACAGAGGUCAAAAAAAGCCUCCCUUAUCAGUCGAAGCUUAUGGAAAACGAAUCAGAAAAGGAGCGAACGGAAGAAUAA